Messenger RNA from Daucus carota subsp. sativus, 1512 nucleotides. RefSeq lists its product as uncharacterized. The coding region runs from base 1 to 1512 and encodes 503 amino acids. The record is from RefSeq and is a predicted model, not a curated record. The transcript is spliced from 3 exons. Gene Ontology annotation, molecular function: zinc ion binding. NCBI's taxonomy places the organism in Eukaryota, Viridiplantae, Streptophyta, Magnoliopsida, Apiales, Apiaceae.
AUGGCCAGUACAAAUGUCGGAAGUAUAGUUGUGGUUGAGUAUGCACGGCCAGUUAUUUCCAUUGAUGGUACAUUUCUUAAGGGAAAGUAUAAUGGGAAAUUGCUGGUCGCGGUGGGAGUCGACUCUAAUAACCACCAAUAUCCCAUAUGCUUCGCCCUUGUUGAUGAGGAAACAACUGAAAAUUGGCCUUGGUUUCUACGUCUUUUACGUAGACAUGUAUGCCGAGAUAGAUUGGGGGUUUGUAUUAUAUCUGACCGUGCGACGGGGAUCCUUGCUGCAAUGAAUGACGAAGCGAGUGGUUUUACCCCGCCGAUGGGCUAUCACAGAUUCUGCCUCCAUCAUGUUAGGAGCAACUUCUCCAAGGCAUUCCCGGGAAAGGAGCUUAAAAUGUACAUGUGGCUAGCCGGCAAUACGCCACAGAUUAGGAAAUAUGAUGCCUACAUGAAGAAGAUUGGAGAGCUUUCGCCUCAAGGCUUGAGGUGGUUGCUAGGGAUAAGUCCAGCCCUCUGGACUAUUUGUCAUGACACAGGCCACGCUCGUUUCGGCCAAGCUACCACAAACAUCAUGGAGAGCUUUAAUGGUAACGUGCGCGUGGCUCGGCACCUACCUGUGACCGCAAUGAUUGAAUUCAUGUUUUAUAAAACUGUUAGGACGGUCAAUAAGGAGAGGAACGCAGUGCUUGAGGGCAUUGGGGAGGGUCAUGAACUUUGUCUAAGGACGAGAAAUAAGUUGGAGAAGAUUGCAGCCAAAGCUAACACACACCGGGUCGAGACAUUUAAUAGAGGAACCGGUUUGUUCUCCGUAAAGACGCAAAGGUACAUGGUAAAAGGGUGCAAUAAGGGCGGGAACACGCAGGUGGUUGACAUAACUCAGCGUACAUGCACUUGCGGGAAAUGGGCUUGCCACCGCCUGCCGUGUUCACAUUUGGUUGCUGCUUGCAACCACAAUCACUUAAACUGGAAACAGUGGAUUGGCCCCUUCCACUACAACUCUACUUUGUUGAAAUUGUGGGAGCCAAUGAUAUAUCCAUUACCAGCAACUGGGUAUUGGGAUAUUGAUUUGCCAGUGCAAUGGAGAAUGUUUGGAACUGUGGUACCGAACGAAGCCUUGCGAAAGAGAAGGCGUAAACGAGGAGAAAGGGGUCAAUCCGUCAGAAUACGCACGGAAAUGGACAGUUCCCGUACAAGUCACAAAUGUGGCCGCUGCAAGCAAGAAGGACACACUAGACGUAGUAGAAGGUGUCCAUUGUACAAUGUUGACCCUACUGCAAAUAGCUGUUAUUAUUUCAAAUGGAUUGAUGAUGAGCCUUUGGAGGAUGAUGCUAUAAUUACUCGAUUGAAUGAUGAGCGUCUACAUCUGCAGGACACUCUUCACGCUUGUGAGACAAGGGUGCAAGAACUCGAGAAUGCAAUUAUCCUGGAGAGAAGCAGGAAAAUGCAUAAGGCAUUGACUUCCGUAGUAGGAUUACUUCGUUUAAUGAUCGCAUUGGUUGUGGCUUUUCUCGCGAUUUAA